AUGACCUACAGCUGUUCUUACAGUGCGAUAGGGCGGACGGCCUCUCUCUCUUUGACCUCACCUCUGGCGCUUCCCCUGCCCCUGCUGCUGAUGCUGACGCCACUGUUCGCUCCCAGUGGGCCACGCGCGAUGCUGCUGCAUGUCUUGCUGUGCGUCGCCACCUCCCUACCUCCGAGCGUGCGCACUUUAGUCAGUACAAGAGUGCUCAGACCUUGUACGCCGCUGUAGUCGCGCGCUACUCCUCCCCUUCCACUGCUGCACUGAGCCGUCUCAUGCUGCCGUACCUCUUCCCUGACCUUGCUUCUUUUCCCACCGUUGCUGACCUCAUUACGCACCUCCGCACUAGUGACACUCGCUACCGCGCUGCACUUCCUGCUGACUUCUGCACCGCGAACCCCCCCCCCCAUGUACAUCACUCUGAGCCUCUCGAGGUGACCCGCGCACCCCCAUCUUUGAGGGGUGUUCUCCCUCCCCCCUGCUGCCCUCUGUUGCCUCUGCUGCUUCGGCCGACCUCCUUGGUCUUGAGUCGGUCGGUGCGGCGUCUGCCCCUAGCGGGAGACGCCGCCCUGGCAAGGGCAAGGGGGGCAAGGGAGCUGGAGGAGCGGGCGGUGGAGGUGGAGGUGGAGGCAGUGGGGGGAGUGGGGGUAGCGGUGGAGGUGGAGGUGGGGGUGGGGGGUUCGGUGGCGGCAGUGGAGGCGGAGGCCGCGGCGGCGGUGGCGGUGGUAGCGGAGGUGGCGGAGGAGGCGGCGGUGGACGAGGCGGUGGAGGCGGCGGCGGCAGUGGAGGCAGCGGAGGCGGUGGAGGCGGUGGGGGUGGCGGUGGAGCUGGUCGCGGGUCUUUGCAGAGGAGUGGCUCCGGUGGUGGCUCGCGCCAGCAGCAGCAGCGUGGUCGUGCGACCCUGUCCCCUCAGCAGCUCCGUGAGUGGUACACUGCACGCCAGCGGGCCCGAUCCGGGCAUUGAGACUGCUGCUCUAGGUACUGGUGAGGCUGCUGCCCUAGGUGCUUACGACGCUGCUGCUCUAGGUGCUGGUGUGUCUGCGUCCUCAGGUACUGGUGAGUCUGCUCUCUCAGGUACCGCGUCGGCUUCGGCCUCCCUCACCUUCACUCUUGACUAUGGGGCGUCUCGCUCCUUCUUUCGGGACCGCACCACACUCACGCCGCUUAGUCGGCCGGUUGCGGUGUCUCUGGCUGACCCCUCUGGGGGUCCGGUCCUGUCUCGUUUCUCCACAGUCCUCCCGUGUCCGGCGGCUCCCUCUGGCACCCUGUCUGGUCUCUACCUCCCCUCGUUCUCGACGAACCUGGUGAGUGGUGCUGACCUACAGGAUGCGGGUGUCCACCAGUUCACUCCUGCACGUCAGCGAGUGACCCACUGUACAGAGGCUGGCACAGGCCGACACCUGGCUACGUUCACCCGUCAGCCGGGGUCGAGCCUGUACACUCUGACCACUGCGUCUCCUCCAGUUGCUGAGUCUGGUAGGGUAGUUACGUCGGGUCAGGUGUUUGCUGCGGCGUCCAGGUCUGGUCCUGAGUCUGCCCCCUGUUCGUGUCGUCUCCUGUCUCACGAGACUCUCCUCUGGCACCACCGCCUUGGCCACCCCUCUCUGCUUCGGCUCAGAGGUAUGGCCUCCCGUCUUCUUGUGUCCGGUCUCCCCCGGUCCCUCCCUCCCCUUCCUCAGGGCCCUGGCCCUACCUGUGUCCCCUGUGUCGAGGGGCGCCAGCGUGCUGCCCCUCACUCCUCCCAGUUUCCUUCGACAGAGGCCCCGUUGCAGACACUUCACAUGGACGUGUGGGGCCCAGCCCGCGUCCGUGGACAGGGUCACGAGCGCUACUUCCUGCUCGUUGUUGACGACUACUCGCGUUACACCACAGUCUUCCCCUUGCGCAGCAAGGGUGAUGUCACUGAGGUGCUGAUCGACUGGAUCCGCGCAGCUCGUCUCCAGCUCAGGCAGAGCUUCGGCUCGGACUUUCCUGUUCUGCGUGCCUACUGUCGUGCACGGGGCAUCCGUCAGACCUUCACGCUUCCGGACUCACCGCAGCAAAAUGGGAUUGCUGAGCGCCGCAUUGGCAUGGUCAUGGACGUCGCUCGUACGUCUAUGAUGCAUGCGGCUGCCCCCCAUUUUCUGUGGCCGUUUGCGGUGAGGUACGCGGCGCAUCAGAUCAACCUCCACCCCAGGGUCUCCAGGCCGGAGACCUCCCCAGCCUUGCUGUGGACGGGAAAGGUUGGCGAUGCGUCGGCGUUCCGGGUCUGGGGAUCUCGGGCGUUUGUCCGCGACCUGUCUGCGGACAAACUAUCCCCUCGUGCUGCUCCUUGCGUCUUCCUGGGGUUCCCCCCUGACGCGCCUGGGUGGCAGUUUUACCACCCCACCUCUCGCCGUGUUCUGUCCUCCCAGGACGUCACGUUUGACGAGUCGGUCCCCUACUACCGCCUCUUCCCCUACCGCACUCCGUCCCUCCCCCCACCCCCACUCUUCCUGGUACCAGGUCCCCCCCAGGUAGACCCCCUCCCCCCUCAGGGUCCUGCCCCUUCAGGUGUGUCCCAGGUAGACGCAGUCGAGCCUGUCGAGGUCACUGGUGACUCUGGUGCUGCUGAGGGUGCUGAGGCUGGGGGUGCUGUACCUGGGGGUGCGGAGCCUAGGGGUGCUGGGCCUGGGGGUGCUACGUCUGGGGGUGCUGAGCCUAGGGGUGCUGAGCCUAGGGGUGCUGAGCCUGGGGGUGCUGAGCCUGGGGGUGCUGAGCCUAGGGGUGCUGAGCCUGGGGGUGCUGAGCCUAGGGGUGCUGAGCCUGGGGGUGCUACGUCUGGGGGUGCUGAGCCUAGGGGUGCUACGCCUGGGGGUGCUGAGCCUGGAGGUGCUCCGCCUGGAGGUUCUCCGAGUGCUUCGUCUCGCCGGGAGCCACUUUCUCCACAGGAGCUGCGUGAGUGGUUUGCCCGGCGCUGGAGGCGUGCUGCUGGUGCUGGAGGUCCUUCGGCUGCUGAGGGUGCUGCGGUCGCGGGUCCCGGAGGUGCUCGUCCUGGGUGCACUGGAGCUGGUGCUGCUGAGGGUGUUGGCGCUGAGACUACCGCUGGCAGUCCUACUGGGGGUGCUCCUGGUGCUGCUGGAGGUUCUGGAGCUACUGGUGGUGCUGCUGGAGCGGGUGCUCCUGCUGAGGGUUCUGGUGCUGUCCCUGCUGCUUCUAGCGUCGCCGCGCGGCCUCGACCGUACUUCGUUCCACUCCUGCAGCAGGUUCUUGGUCUUCCACCUUCUACUGGUCCUCCUCCUCCCUUAGAGUGUCCACAGCCUGUCUCGUCCCAGCUACAGUUGCAGCCUACCUCCCCUUUGCCUGCUCCUUCUCCCUACACUGGUCCUACUGGAGGUCUGGCUGAGCGUCGUGAGCCUGCGUCUCGCCCUGCGUCGCCUGUCCGUGCUGCUCGCACUAGUGGUCGCGGUUCGCGUCAGCGUCCUCCUCCUGUCCCUGGCACGCACCGGAUGUCUCUGCGUCCGUCCACUGCUCCUCUGCGUGCCCCUUUGCCUUCUCCUCCUGAGUCCUCUCUUCCUGCUCUUGCCGACCCGGAGUCGGACUCUCUUCGUGCUGCCAGUCCUACUGUCACGCGUCUCCUUGCUACUGUUGUCACUGACCCUUCUUUCGAGUCUACUGCUGCGUCUGCUCUCGUUACUGAGCUCGUCGACUUUGCUGCUCGCUGUCGCUUAGACUACGCUGCUAGUCUUAUCGCUGAGUCUGAGUCUGUCUGUCCUCCGUCCGUCGGGGGUGAGUGUGCCCUUGGCACGGACGUCCUUGAGGACAGGCAGGAGGAGUUCCAGUGUCUGGCAGCUGCCUCACCUCAUCUCGUGUCCGUACUGCUUACCCCUGAGGGAGACCCGGAUGCACUUGACAUCCCGACUCCGCGCUCUUACGCGGAGGCGAUAGAGGGUCCCUACUCCUCUCAGUGGCAGGCAGCUAUGGAUGCAGAGAUGGCUUCCUGGAAGUCCACAGGCACCUACGUUGUCCCCCCUCCUGGGGCGAACAUCGUCAGUGGCAUGUGGAUCUUCAGGGUGAAGCGGCCGCCGGGUUCUCCGCCUGUCUUCAAGGCGCGUUACGUGGCUCGUGGCUUCAGUCAGCGGCAGGGAGUUGACUACUUUCAGACCUUCUCCCCCACCCCGAAGAUGACCACUCUUCGGGUACUGCUGCACGUUGCUGCUCACCGUGACUACGAGCUGCACUCUCUUGACUUCAGCACAGCUUUCUUGCAAGGCAGCCUGCACGAGGAGAUCUGGCUGCGUCGCCCACCUGGCUUCACUGGGUCUUUCCCUCCUGGUACCCAGUGGAGUCUCCGGCGUCCAGUCUACGGUCUCCGCCAGGCGCCACGUGAGUGGCACGACACACUGAGGACUACGCUUGCGGCUCUUGGGUUUGCUCCUUCUACUGCCGACCCGUCGCUGUUUCUACGCACCGACACCUCUCUGCCGCCGUUCUACAUCCUCGUGUACGUCGACGACUUGGUCUUUGCCACAGCUGACACUGCUGGACUCGCCUACGUGAAGUCCGAGCUGCAGAAGAGACACACGUGCACAGACCUGGGUGAACUGCGCAGCUACCUUGGCUUGCAGAUCACCCGGGACAGAGCACGCCGCACCAUUACCCUGACUCAGUCACACAUGGUGCAGCAGGUCCUUCAGCGCUUCGGCUUCACGUACUCCUCGCCUCAGGCCACUCCUCUGUCUACUCGCCACUCGCUCUCAGCUCUGCCUUCGGAUGAGUCCGUAGAGUCGAGUGGCCCGUACCCAGAGCUUGUUGGCUGCCUCAUGUACCUGAUGACCUGCACACGACCUGACCUUGCAUACCCUCUUAGCAUUCUUGCACGCUAUGUUGCUCCUGGGAGACACAGACUAGAGCACAUGGCUGCAGCGAAGAGGGUGUUGCGCUACUUGUGCAGUACGUCGGGCAUGGGGCUAGUGCUUGGAGGGCGGAGUCCAGUGGUCCUCACUGGGCACGCGGACGCUUCUUGGGCUGACGACCAGGCUACGCAGCGGUCGUCACAGGGUUACACCUUCAGCCUUGGUUCCGGCUCUGUUUCGUGGCGGGCUACUCGCUCGUCUUCUGUUCUUGGCUCGAGUUGUGAGGCUGAGAUCUACGCCGGGGCCAUGGCUGCACAGGAGCUUCGCUGGCUCACCUACCUGCUGACCGACCUUGGAGAGCCGCCUCGUUCUCCUCCAGUCCUGUACGAAGACAACAAGGCCAUGCUGGCCUUGUGUCGAGAGCAGCGACUGGAGCACAGAACAAAGCACAUUGCUCUCCGCUACUUCCUUGCUCGUGAGCUACAGCAACGUGGACAGUUGCGGCUUGCGUACGUGGCCUCUGAGGCCAACACUGCUGAUGUCUUCACCAAGGCACUUCCGCCUUGUGAUCAUCAGCGCUUCUGCACUCAGCUGGGUCUUGUGCCCGUCUUGCCUCACUUGCUCUCCUCUUGA
Closterium sp. Naga37s-1 is the source of this 5444-nucleotide messenger RNA. The record is from the annotation of a GenBank genome assembly. Lineage: Eukaryota; Viridiplantae; Streptophyta; Zygnematophyceae; Desmidiales; Closteriaceae.